GUGAUGAAUGUUUGUACGAAAGCUUUCCUGAACUUCCUUUGGAGGAAGCGCCAGAAGCUGAUGGAGAGACUGCAAACGUUCAGUGUCCAAUAUCCGCCAACGUUCAAGAGCUGCCUUCCCCAGCAACCUCCAGUGAAGCUUUCACACCAAAGGAGAGUUCUCCUUACAAGGCUCCAAUCUACAUUCCCGACGAUAUUCCUAUUCCUUCAGAGUUUGAGCUCCGUGAAUCCAGCGUUCCUGGAGCAGGAUUAGGGAUAUGGACCAAAAGGAAGAUUGAAGCGGGGGAAAAGUUUGGCCCUUUUGUAGGAGAGCAGCGGCCACACCUUAAAGAUCCCGGUUACGGUUGGGAG
Eurypyga helias (sunbittern) is the source of this 350-nucleotide messenger RNA. RefSeq names its product MDS1 and EVI1 complex locus protein MDS1-like. The record is from RefSeq and is a predicted model, not a curated record. The annotation marks the transcript as partial. The transcript has a single exon. NCBI's taxonomy places the organism in Eukaryota, Metazoa, Chordata, Aves, Eurypygiformes, Eurypygidae.